Brassica rapa (field mustard) is the source of this 1250-nucleotide messenger RNA. RefSeq names its product rac-like GTP-binding protein ARAC1. Gene Ontology annotation, molecular function: GTP binding; GTPase activity. Gene Ontology annotation, biological process: small GTPase-mediated signal transduction. The record is from RefSeq and is a predicted model, not a curated record. Lineage: Eukaryota; Viridiplantae; Streptophyta; Magnoliopsida; Brassicales; Brassicaceae.
UUUAGAAGAUGUCCAUAAUAUUAAAACUAAAACCAAUCAAACAGAAAAAAAAACAAUAAAUAUUAGAAAAAGGAGGCAAAAUAAUAGGGGAGGUUGGUGGCAGAGAUGAUGCCAUUACAUACCCAUUAGAGAACGCUUCAAUGGCAAUUAUUUGCGGACAUCACUUUCUACUUUGUCUCUUUCUCUUUCUCUCUGUUGAUCCAAAUUCAUCGUGUUAACAAAUCAUCACAACACAUUCACCAUGUUCUUCCUCAUCCUCUGAUCACGUCUUUUGUGUUUCUCCCUCGCAUUUUAUUUUCUUUCUGACAUUUCCUUUUAGGCUUUCCACAUUUACAUAGGUUUUUAUUUGUGCGGGAGAUGGUUAACUGAAUGUAAAUGGUAGACGGUUCAGAGGAAUUGGCUUCAUAUUGUGGUGUUCCUCAGGCGUAGAUCUGAGGUUGAUUAUUUCUUUCUCUGUGUGUGUAUUGUGUGGUCAUCACGUGUGGUUUAGGCAAUGAGUGCAUCAAGGUUCAUAAAAUGCGUCACGGUUGGUGAUGGAGCUGUUGGCAAAACAUGUUUGCUUAUCUCUUACACCAGCAACACCUUUCCCACGGACUAUGUUCCGACUGUUUUUGAUAACUUUAGUGCCAAUGUGGUUGUUAAUGGAGCCACGGUUAAUCUAGGCUUGUGGGAUACUGCAGGGCAGGAGGACUACAACAGAUUAAGACCAUUGAGUUACCGUGGUGCAGAUGUUUUCAUUCUAGCCUUCUCUCUGAUUAGUAAGGCUAGUUAUGAGAAUGUCUCCAAGAAGUGGAUCCCUGAGUUGAAGCACUAUGCUCCUGGUGUCCCCAUUGUCCUUGUUGGUUCCAAACUAGAUCUCCGGGAUGACAAACAGUUUUUCAUCGACCAUCCUGGUGCUGUCCCUAUUACCACUGCUCAGGGAGAGGAGCUCAAGAAGCUAAUUGAAGCGCCUGCUUACAUCGAGUGCUCUUCAAAAUCACAAGAGAACGUGAAGGGAGUCUUUGAUGCAGCGAUCAGAGUGGUCCUUCAACCUCCAAAGCAGAAGAAAAAGAAGAGCAAAGCACAAAAGGCUUGCUCCAUUUUGUAAUAGCUUAUGGAGAGGCUAAGAAGCUCUUUGAUGACAGUAUUUGGUUUUUUUUUUUUUUUUUUUCUCUUCUUUUCAUUGUGUUGCUGUCUCUUUAGUUCUUUAAAACCCUAUUUAUUGGUUUAAUUGUCUGUUUCAAGUUUCAACUGAUAGUUGAGAUAUCUGA